AAUAUCCACUUUCUUUCUCCUCCAAGCACACAAAAGCAGAAUAAGGAUGAACAGCGGGGUGUGCGUGUGUGUUAUCCUGGCUGCUCUUUCUGCCUCCUGUUUGGGUCGGCACCGCUCCACUUCUCCCGACAUUGAUGACAGCCCUCUGUCCUCACAGAUGGAUGCCAGUUUAAGUGGGCACCAGCAGGUCGCCCGCUCCACCAGCCUCAGCGCCGCCCUCAAACAGCAGCCAGCAGCUGACACAGAUUCAGACACCCAUGCCAACCUCAGUGAACUGAUUGCCAGACUCAUCUCCAAAAAAGGCUCUGUUCGGCGUAACUCUUCCAUGAACAACAGAGCAAACAGUCUGAACCAUAGGAUAAAAGAUCGGGAUUACGUGGGCUGGAUGGAUUUUGGCCGCCGGAGUGCCGAGGAAUAUGAAUACUCAUCAUAAAAUCCAUAUAUAUAUAUCAUCCAGCUCCUCUCUGCCACAAAUAAAAGAGUAUAUUUAUUACUAUUACUAUUGUUAUUAUUAUUAUUCUAAUGUACAUUUGUUAAGAAAUCAGUAUAAUGCAAUAUAUACAUAUGCCUAAUUUUGCCAAAAAAUAAAAAAGACAAAAAAGUCUCAUAGUA
Molecule: messenger RNA, 612 nt
Organism: Myxocyprinus asiaticus (Chinese sucker)
Lineage: Eukaryota; Metazoa; Chordata; Actinopteri; Cypriniformes; Catostomidae
Product: cholecystokinin-like
Exons: 3
Coding region: 47-433 (128 amino acids)
Biological process (GO): digestion
Cellular component (GO): axon; extracellular region
Molecular function (GO): neuropeptide hormone activity
Source: RefSeq, a predicted model, not a curated record